Pomacea canaliculata is the source of this 4913-nucleotide messenger RNA. RefSeq lists its product as uncharacterized. The record is from RefSeq and is a predicted model, not a curated record. The coding region runs from base 51 to 1004 and encodes 317 amino acids. The transcript is spliced from 6 exons. Lineage: Eukaryota; Metazoa; Mollusca; Gastropoda; Architaenioglossa; Ampullariidae.
ACCACGUCUACGUUGUCAGUACGUGGAGGGGAAGUCGUGCAGCGUGCAGCAUGCUGUAUCACCUGUUGCUGCAGACAGUAAAGACACAACAGUCAGCAGGUGUGUCACCCGGUCAGCCUCACCUUAUUCAGUAUCGUAUUGAUUACGAUAGUGACGUGGACAAGGCAGUUAAGGACUUGUCAGAAGCGGCGAGCGGAGGGCCGUUGUACGUCAUCGUUGAUGAAGUAGGAAGUGAGUUCAGACCUAGUUUCAUGAAAAACCACCUCAACCCUUUCUGUGUGAAACUGUUGUCACGUGUUCCUCGUCUUCACCUGUGGGUGGCAAGUUGUUUCUAUGGAUACCAACCAGCCGGGUGGCAAGUGGAACAUUUAACAAGACCCCUACGCUCUCCACCAGUCGUUGUCAGAGAAGUUGAGCAGGAUGUAAUGUUCACUUCAGUCAUUCCUGUCCGGCCAUACAGUGAGCGUAGUAUGUCCGACCACACAGACGGCCCGCCAGUCAGACGACUGUAUCACCGAGGUCAGGGUCACUCAGGUCACUGGUCAGGGGACUGUGUGACGUGCGGUAGUGAGGUGGCCAGCUUCCUACACAGUCUCCGUCUUGGUGUCACAGAGAGUGGCACUACAACAUCUACAACAGUCUACCCCACCAGCGGCGGCACAACAGCACCCUGUCUACAGUGGAGAGACGUGCUGGUGUUGCACUGGGAUGAUGGUAGUGACAGCUCGGGUAUGGUGAGAGGACUGCAAGAAGCGGGUAUCCCAGUGCGGGUGAUGAAGGAUGACGACAUCGAUGACGUGGCCACGGCCCGCAGUGACGUGGUGUGGGUGGCGCGAGGAGAUCGUGUUCGUGGUCUGGAGAGAAAAGUCGUCGUGUGUCUAGAGGAGACAGUCAGUCCUGAGUACUAUCGGAGAUUUGUUCCUUUUUAUCUCAUGUCACGCUGUACGUCACAACUUGUGGUUGUCUUCCCUGACCACGAGCCACCUGAAGAUGAUGGACAAUAACACACCUGUCAACUUGAGAAUUCAACAAAUUCAACGCAAACAUCUGUUAAUUGCAAACCUCUUCUAAUCGCAUCCAGAUUUUCUUGCUUAUCCAAUUCGCUUUUGUCGUCUUGUUUUAGUGGAGUAUUUUCUUUGUCUCUCUUUCCUUCUAUUGCCGAUAGUAACAUAAAAAAGAAAUGUGUGGCCUGUUUCAACUGAAGUGUAAUGGUACAGAGGAACAAAGUUAUGUAGUAGCAAUGUUGUCAUUUUAUCUACAAACUAAACAUUAUAUAAAAUAGGCAAUCUUCCAUAGAUGUCCUUACCAUAUUACUUGAUAUGCAAGUCAUACAUGGAUGUGUUACUGCUAACAGAAGCUGCUAAGAGUAUCAUGGGUUUCUAAACCUUCUAAGGAUGACCUUCUCUUCCUGCCACAGCCAAUCCCACCUUAGGCAAAAGAAGAGACAUGCCUGUCCAAUCCUCAAUGUUGACAUUUGGCGUGUUAUUAUUUUUAGUGUAUAUGUUGAUAUUUAUUUGUAAAAACUGUUAUUAAAAUAAUGAUAUUUAGUUGUAAAACUAAGCAAUUAUAAACCUUGUCUUGAGUGUGCAGCCGUCUUCUUUCUGCUUACUUGCAAGACAUAGCCCAAGUCCUGUCCGAUCCUUGCUUCAAGGCAACUUGUUCUCCACACGUAAAGAUCGCAAACUCCGCCAAGUUCGGUUCCGUGUGAGAAUAGUCUAAAAAUAACUUUAUUUAUGCAGGUGACUGCAGGACUGGUAUUGCACCUGCUACCUAACGUGAAAUGUUGGUGCUGUUCGUCACGUAAUCAAAAGGAAGUCAUUGCUUAAUGGAGUAUCACUUGACCCUCUGCUUUAAACUGCUUUAAACUGCUUGCUAGAGCAUUAUCGCCUAACGGUUUUUUCAGCUGCUUACCUCGGCCUGUGCCUACAAAUAUCCCCGAAUAUCAUUGACGGGGUAUACAGACGUCUGCCGGCUUUGUCAGGGCAGGUAGAGGCGGCGGACAGACAAGGUUGGGUUGAGGUGACCCAUUACUUUCGCUACCCGACAGAAAAGAAUCUAGGAACCUUCACCUUUUCUCACUUUCUAUAUAAUGAUUUCUUUCUCCAACAAAGAAAAACAGACAAACAUCUCGCACAUUGUUUACGUGCUUACAAGCCUUCUUUUGACAGCAACCUUUAAUCCUGCCUGGUAAAGCGUGUCGAGAAUAAGCUACUUCAGUGUGGUCCCUGAUACACAAAGUUGAAUGUUUAAAGGUGAAAUUCAACCCCCUAUCAACAUGCACAGGCGCAGUUUAUGUGCAGGACAGCUUGUAAAAUGGUGGCUGGGGAGGCGAGAGAAAAACAAACUUUAUCAAGUAUAAGUGGUACAACAAACAUUAAACAUGAUUUUUACAAACUUCUUUCUAUUUAAACACUAAGUGGCUCUAAGGGUCACACAAACGAGGGUGUGAUGGCCCGUCCCUAGAAGGCGGCGCUAAAGUUCAAUAUCUGUCCCUAGAGGCGUCGUCUUUUCUUUGAUAUUGGUGGCUAAUAUAUAUUUGUAGACUCAGGGAGCAUCAGUCCCCAGCCACUGUAGCUGUGUGGUAAGUACAGCACCGUGUGUGAGCGCUGCUAGACACUGACAUUGUGACUACACUAGUAACACUUCUAACGAGUCUCCCUAUAAAGCUGACUACUGACUGAGAAUGUCAAGGAGACAGUGCAUAUCACCGCAUAUCUAAUUUUGAUUAAUUUCAGGUCUUACUAAAUAAUUCCUCUUGACACGAAACAUCCAAUUGUUUGCACUGAAUCUCAGGAAAGAACUGGUUCCACAACUGUCGUAGUUGUAGAGGUUGUAGCUACAAUGACACAAUACAAUAACCAACUUUAUUUGUCCCAAUGGGCAAUUUAAGUGGGAGGUUUGCUGUGUUUUAUUAUAUAAAAAAAUUACAAUUACGAUGCAGUGGAACAGAGAUGUUAACAUUAACAAGAGCAGUGAGAGAUAUGGGCAAGACAUUCCCAGGCACACCUACACCUCACACACACACACACACCGCUGGUAGUUCAUCUGUGAUUGAGUAGCUGGACUGUAGAUGGCACAAAAGAUUUCAGAUGCCUAUUGCUUUUGCAUACUGGCAUGGCAUAGCUUUUACCUGAAUUUAAUAAUACAAAUUCUCCCGCUAGCACAUGUUCAGGUGUUGACAGAAUGCGGGAAGCUUCCCUUACUGGUUGUUGAUCACAGAAGGAAGUCAAGAUAAGUCACGAUAAGCUCUGUGUAUGGCGUCACGUGACAUGUUGACGACGGUGAAAGUUUAUGUUGUCUCUAAGGGAGCAGACUUCACAGUCAGUGUCUUCUGAACGUCUGACCAUGUCUAACCCUUUAUACCGCAAUCGCUGAAUGUUGAGUUUAUUUCUACUGUGGAAGGAAGGUUGGUGGACUUUACAUACUAGUAAAGGUGAUGCGGUCAUGUGAUAAAGUUGUUUAUGUUCGUACAACUGACGGAUGACAGCGAGAUAAGAAAGGACAAGAGCCGUGAAUCGAUUCAAAAGCAAACAGAGGUGUUGAAAGAAGUGAAUGUUACAUUAUCAGCAUGGUUCCAAAUUAGAAGAGAACGCAGGCAGGAGGACCAAAUCUUAGCUUAUUUAUUCAUUCUGUCCGAAGAAAUUCUUGGAUCCUGCGCUGUACAAACAUAUUAACUUGUGUUUUAUAGGUGUACGUAUACAGGUAGUGUAAACAUAUAUUCAAUUGUGUUGUAUAGAAGUCGUAUACAAGUAUUAUUACAUUUAACCACGUGACGUCCUUUUACACGUGACAAUUACAAUGUGAACAAUAAACAUCUAGCUAUAACUAGUGCUGCUUAUGUUUGGUAUCUCAGUUGUCUACCAUCGUCGAGCACAGAAGACAUAACAGCCUGUGUAUGUCCUGUCCUGACAAAGACCGCAGACGACAGUCGCUGAGGGGACACCACUGUCAGCCAUGUCUGGUCCCCCACCGUCGGCACCACAACAGGAAAAGAGCAUGAAAGGAGGUGGUAGAGGAGGAAGUUGUGGAGGUGGUGGCCGGGUCAAAGUUUACCUACAUGCCGUGACCGAUGAGCAGGCUGCACUACUUAAAAAUACAGAAAAUACGUGUUCACUUGACGAGGUGAGGAAAAAGUCAGGUGCUGACAUAAACUUUGAUCCUAACCCCUCACCUGUGCCAGGUAUGAAAAUUAUCCUCAUACGCGGUGUUCCAUCUCAGUUGGAGGAAGCAGUCAAGCUCAUUAAUCAAAUGUUUGAUUCAAAGUUAACAUUAUCAGAACAAGCCCAGACAUUCUGGCUCCAGUGGGUUGAGGCCGCGUUCCCUGACCUCGACUCACGCGCCUACUUCCUGCCUCCUGUCUACUUCAACCGCGUGCCCAUGACUAGACAGGUGACCCCUAGUGCGGAAGUUCUGGUCCUUCCGUCAGCCCUUGGACAUGACAGUCAGUCCAGCCAACCAACGAUGACUUCAUCCACUACUGAAUCCUUCAGUCGUACGCCUCUUCAUGUAAAUGAGAGUGAUACCAGAGGUGAUGCAGCCAUACAGCGAGUUCUCUACUGUUUCAAGAAAAUGUUUGAAGAGAACAGAGAAGUUUUAGUUGGAAUCAGUCAGAUAUUUUUUGGUCAAUACCUGGGUGAACCUUCUUAUGCACCUGCAGUUGCCCAACUCCCCAUCGCCGCCAACCUUCCUUCUGCUCUGCCUCGGAACUGGAAACAAGGAACGUUUGAUGUGCUUCUUAUUCACCGAGAUUAUGGCUUUAUUAUCUGUGAGGUGAAGACCUUCGGUGACAAUACACAAACACUGAAUAUGUCACAGCAGGAUAUAGACAACAAAAUCAGAAAGAAACUGAGAGACGCCGUGUCACAGCUGGACAAGCGGAGGCCAUUGUUGUUCUCACUGGUGUUCCCGACAUC